Pediculus humanus corporis (human body louse) is the source of this 1075-nucleotide messenger RNA. RefSeq lists its product as uncharacterized. Lineage: Eukaryota; Metazoa; Arthropoda; Insecta; Psocodea; Pediculidae. Gene Ontology annotation, cellular component: plasma membrane. The transcript has 4 exons. The coding region runs from base 1 to 951 and encodes 316 amino acids. The record is from RefSeq and is a predicted model, not a curated record. Gene Ontology annotation, biological process: sensory perception of sound.
AUGGCGAUUAUUAAGUUGUGUAAUUCAUGGAAUAUAGUUUUUGUUUUACUACAAUUUAAUAAAUAUUUUAAAAUGGGUUCUAAAAUUGAGUACGUUGAAUCUUCUCAUGUUUAUGUGACUAAUUAUGUAAGAAAUUUUAAAGCUGUAGGUGUGUUAUGGGGAAUCUUUACAAUAUGUUACGCUAUUAUUAUUAUUGUGUCUUUUGUAACACCCGAAUGGAUUGGUGAUACAUCGACUUCUGAAAAUCCCGGACGAUUUGGUUUAUGGACUAGAUGUUUUUAUCGGGGAAGCAGUGAAUUAAAUGGUAUAGGUGUUGAGGAAUGUGUAGGUCAACUGGAUGACUUUGGGUCAAUUGUUACCGUUGGUUUUAAGGCGGCUACUAUUUUAGUUGCUAUAUCCGUUGUCGUUGCGUUGCUUACAAUUUGUGCUAUGAUAUUGCUUUUCUUUUUCCCUUCAACUAAGGUAUUUUUAAUUUGUGGCUGGAUGCAACUAAUGUCAGCUGCAUUUUUAACUCUUGGAGUUUUGAUUUAUCCCACCGGAUGGAAUUCAUCUGAAGUUCGUCAAAUAUGUGGUCCCAACGCAUCCAGUUAUGAAUUGGGUGAAUGUGGAAUUCGUUGGUCUUAUUUAUUAGCUGGAAUUGGAUGUUUUGAUGCUUUAAUUUUGGCCACUCUAGCUUUCAUCCUUGCAACAAAACAUGUCAAACUUCAACCUGAACAAGGACAUUUACAAAAUGGUCAAAUGUAUAAAGAGGAUUUAAAUGGACCUUAUCUUUGCGAUGGACAAUCCUUGGCAGGAUCCAGAAAAUCCCUCAAUAUUCAUCCUGUUCUUAUGAUGCCCCAACCGGGUGAUAUGGAUCAUUAUUCAGAAUUUUCCAACAGGACAACGGGAAGAACAAAAUCAUCAGCUUACAGAAGCGGUUACCCAUCGAGUAUACAAAAUUUUCAGUUAUAAAAUAAUUUGAUAUCGUAAACUCAGUUAACUGUACUAUUAUUUACUUUUGUAAUUUAAUUUCAAACAUUGAUAAACAAUGUUUUUUUUUUUUCUACCUAAGAUUUUACAGUCAUCAUGUGCAUUU